Molecule: messenger RNA, 1184 nt
Organism: Andrographis paniculata
Lineage: Eukaryota; Viridiplantae; Streptophyta; Magnoliopsida; Lamiales; Acanthaceae
Product: probable carboxylesterase 12
Exons: 1
Coding region: 146-1078 (310 amino acids)
Molecular function (GO): hydrolase activity
Source: RefSeq, a predicted model, not a curated record
CUUCAACACCCUGGACCACCUAAAUAGCACACUCUGCUGUAGUCUUCUACUCCUAGUUCAUAAGUUCAACAAACUAACCGACGCCUACAUUUCACGCUACAAAUAUCUCUCCGAUCGAUCCAUUCACAUCUCAAUUCCGCCGGAAAUGGCUUCCGAUCCCACCGGAAUCACCCACGACUUCCCGCCGUUCUUCCGGAUCCACGCCUCCGGCCACGUCGAGCGUUACCAGGAGCACGAUUUCGUCCCGCCGUCGACAGACCCCCAAAACGGCGUCGUUUCGAGAGACGCCGUGGUCUCGCCGGAGAACAACCUCGCCGUCAGGCUCUACCUCCCCCAAACCAAAACCGCCGCCAAACUCCCCCUCCUCAUCUACAUCCACGGCGGCGCGUUCUCCGUCCAGUCCGCCUUCUCCUCUGUCUACCACCCCUACGUCAACUCCCUCGCCGCCGAUUCCAAAUCCGUCGUCGUUUCGAUCGAGUACAGACUGGCGCCGGAGCAUCCCCUCCCAGCCUGUUACGACGAUUCCUACGCCGCCGUGAAAUGGGUCGGCUCUCACUCCCGGGUCGGGCAGGGCCCCGACCCGUGGCUGAACGAGCACGCCGAUUUCGAACGGGUCUACAUCGCCGGCGACAGCGCCGGCGCCAACAUCGCGCACGACGUCGUGGUCCGAUCGGCCUCCCCGGCGGAAAAUUUAGGGUUAAAAUUCUCAGGUCUGAUUUUGAUCCACCCGUUCUUCGGGUCGGGUAAGCCCGACAAAUUGUGGGAUUUAGUUUACCCUAACACGGCCGGUCCGAACGAUUUCCGGCUGAAUCCGGCGGCGGACUUGGCCCGGCUGUCGAGACUGAGCUGCGAGCGAGUGUUGGUGGUGGUGGCGGAGAAGGAUUUCCUGCGGAACAGAGGUCGGUAUUAUUACGAGGCAUUGAAGAGCAGCCAUUGGAAGGGGUCUGUGGAGCUCUUCGAGACGCCAGGUGAAGAACACGUUUUUCAUUUGCUUAAUCCGACUUCUGAAAAUGCGAUUUCGAUGAUGAAUCGCAUUUCUAAAUUCAUCAACGCGCCUCGCCAGAUGUCGCAUUUCUAGAAAUAGCGCUUUUGGUUUUAGUUAAUAAGUCGCGUUUGUGUCGCUAAGCUCUUUUGUUUCUGAGUAGAUUUUGUGGUUUGGUAUUAUAUUAUGCUGUGUUUGUUUC